AUUCUCGAGCAGAGCGGUAGUGCCGAAUACAAAUUUUGUUCGUUGACUGAUUAAAAGUGAAUUUAUUUUAAAAUGGACAACGAUCCAUUGAUGGACUUUUUCGACUUUUCGAAAGAUUUUAAGCGCGCUGUACGUCCUUCUGGCAUUAUAAGCGGUAAUCCAAAGGCACUCGCCACUGAGACUUAUGACGCAAAGCUCCCCGUACGCGAAGUAGUUGGCACGGAAUAUGUCGCACCGAUUGUGGCCAAAGAACAGGAGCUAUUGAAUAAUCUUGACGAACAAAAGUUUCAGGAACGUUAUCAAGACAUCAGCCUGAAUGAGAUGGAAGAUGAUAUUGACGACGAUGAGAUGCUACCGACCAUACGCAAUGACGCGGAAUACUAUAAAAAAUUCCAUUUUGAUUUAAAACGGGACACCAGUUUGCCGAUAUAUGCCCAACGUGAGGAGAUCAUGGAGGCCAUCGACAAAAAUCCAAUUGUUAUCAUUAAGGGAGAGACGGGUUGCGGAAAAACCACUCAGGUGCCGCAAUAUAUUUUGGAUGAGGCCGUCAAACGGGAACAAUACUGCAACAUUGUGGUCACUCAGCCACGUCGUAUCGCUGCCAUAUCCAUAGCGAAUCGGGUUUCCGAGGAACGGAAAUGGUCUCCUAAUACUGUUUGUUCCUAUCAGGUGGCGCUACACAAACCGAAAAACUUGGAGGAUACUCGUCUUUUGUACUGCACCACAGGUGUGCUUUUGAACAUACUCGUGAAGCAAAAAUCGCUGACACGCUACACCCAUAUUGUGCUGGACGAGGUGCACGAACGGGAUCAGGAUAUGGAUUUCCUGCUCAUUGUGGUUCGUCACUUGCUGGCGUUGAACUCGCAUCACGUAAAGAUCGUGCUGAUGUCGGCCACCAUAGAUCCGCGGGAAUUCGCCGAAUAUUUUCGAACGAAGACUCGCAUACCGCCGGUUAUAACGGCGAGUCAUGGACGUAAGUUUCCACUGGUGAAGUUCUAUCGCGAACAGUUCGCUGUAAUUGAAUCAAGUAAGGCGGAGGACUCGACUAUACCAGGCAUAAAUCAGGAAAGCUAUGCAGCAGCCAUUAAGAUACUGCUGGUAAUUGAUAAUAUGGAGCGCAAGGCUGAGGAUAUGGCCAAAGUUCCUUAUAUGGAUUCUCUGCGCACGGGCUCAGUCUUAAUUUUCUUGCCCGGCCUUUUUGAGAUUGAUACGAUGACUGAGAAUAUAAACAGCGUUGUACAGGCAAACCCAUCAUUAAAGAUUGUUGUUGUGCGCUGUCAUUCGCUUAUGACGCCCACAACUCAAGAAGAAGUUUUUCGUCCAGCCCCUCCUGGUCAUCGUAAGGUUAUUCUGUCCACUAAUAUUGCCGAGAGCUCUAUUACGGUGCCGGACGUGUCUUAUGUGAUUGACUUUUGUCUCACUAAAGUGCUCAUCACAGACACGGCCACUAAUUUUAGCAAACUGGAACUCGUCUGGGCCUCCAGAGCCAAUUGUCGUCAGCGUGCCGGCCGUGUGGGUCGCAUAAGAAGUGGCCGUGUCUAUCGUAUGGUGACCAGACAUUUCUUCAACAACUGCAUGACCGAAUUUGGCAUUCCAGAAAUGCUGCGGGCACCUCUGCAAACCUCCGUCCUUAAAGCGAAAGCUCUCGACUUUAUGAAGCCCGUCGAAUUAUUAGCCUUAGCCAUGUCGCCACCGAAUUUGUCUGAUAUAGGAAAUACUAUCCUCCAAUUGAAAGAGGUUGGAGGACUUUACACAACCGUUGAUGGUGUAUACGAUCCUCUGGACGGCGAUUUAACCCAUUGGGGCCAUAUUAUGUCAUAUCUGCCGAUGGAUGUCCGCCUCAGUCGCUUGAUUAUCCUCGGAUAUAUGUUCAACAUACUCGAUGAGGCCAUUAUCAUAACUGCUGGCCUGACUGUUCGCACUAUUUAUUUGCACCCUGAAACUAAAAAUAGUUUCCUAACACGUUGGGUUCAAUACACCAUGGCCGAUGGAUCUGGCUCCGAUUUGGUUGCCAUUUGGCGCGUAUUUCGUACUUACAUCAACAUAUGUCGCAAUCAUACUGGCUCGGCGGAUCGAUGGGCCCGUCGUUAUCGCUUCAAUCUGAGAUCACUCCGGGAGAUGAGUUUGAUGGUUGACGAUUUGAAACAGCGGUGCAAGACUCUCAAUUUGUCUGCUCUUGAGUCGAGUUGGAGCGAUCAGGAGAAAGCUAUUAUCCUGAAGAUUAUCAUUGCGGGUGCCUUCUAUCCUAACUAUUUUAUGUGUAAGAACAAGACGAAUUUAAGUCAAGAACGUGAAGUAUAUCAUAUCGUUGGGGGUAACGACCCAUGUCGCACUGUGUACUUCACAAAUUUCGAGCCACGCUACAUGGGCGAACUGUACACCGAGAAAAUUAAGGAAAUCUUCAAGCAAACCAACAUACCCCCCGAGAAUAUCGACGUUACUUUCCAGCAUGGCUCCGAAAAGGUUUUCAUCACCUUCAAAUGUAAAGAUUCUUCAAACGACGGCAAUACAACGGAGACAAUCAAAAAGCAGGGCCGCGUCGUAACAGAGGUCUACAAAGCUUUGCGCUUGCGCAUGAUCUGCUUGCAUCAUCCAAUACGGGUCAUGGACCAAUUCAGUGCCAUGAGGUAUGUAGAGCAAAACAAAAUAGGCGAAGUGAUUGAAGGCCGUUGGAUACCACCAUCGAAGCCCAUCAGUGUUGAUCUGCUCACCUUGCCAUCGCUUUACGAUAAAGUUGUUAAGGGUCUGAUUACGCAUAUCGAGAGCUGUGAAAAGUUCUUCUUUCAGCCACAAUCGUUGCGCGAAUGCAUUGCCAACAUGUCGGAAAUAUUUAAUUCUCGGGAGCAGCUAAUGUGCAUUGUUAGGGAGGCGAAAGUUAUAAACAAGGGUCAGUUGUUGUUGGCCUGGCAUCGGCUGACGAGGUCAUAUCAGCGCGCCGAAGUGCUUAAGGUGGAGUCAGAAAUAGGAUAUGUGCCGCAGUUUCGUGUGCAUUUCAUAGACUAUGGCAAUGUGGCCAAAUUGUCGCUGGAGGAUCUGCGUCUGAUGUCAGCCAAUGUGCUGCGGGAAUACAAAAACUUGCCACCGCGCAUGUUUGAGUGUCGUUUGGCCCUUGUGCAGCCAUCGUCUGUGGCCAGUUACAACUAUAAUUGGGCAAAGGAGGCCAAUGAUAUGCUACACUCACUGGCCAAACAUGGUACUGUGGAGCUGGAAAUUUAUUCGCUGGUCGACAACGUAGCAGCUGUCAUCAUUCCGAUGCGUGAAGGGACGCUGAACGACAAGCUGGUGGAACAUCAUUGGGCUCGGCGCGCCGACGAGGACUUUCUCUCCCGACAGGAUCACGAUUUUCGGCUGCGUCGACAGGAGCGCGCCCGGAACAUACCGCUUAAUGAGCGGCAUAACAUUAACGAGGAAUAUUUGCGUUCCAUACAGAAUGUCGUCAGUGAAGAAUUGGAGCCGCCGCCGCUCAAUAAAUGCGUCAACACCGUGCGUCUAAAGGGUCCAUUCUCUUCGCUGGAGACUAGCGUACACGCCCUAAUGCGUGUUGGCACCUGGAAGACAGUCGACAUAUCCCGCGAGUCGGUCAAUUCGGUGCUACUAGACAUCGAUCCGCAGGAUCAGCACGAGCAAAUGAUGGUGGCCGCAUCAGUCGCCACUGCGAGUCGGGUCGAUCACCUCCAGGCCCGUAACACAACCCUAAUGCCCAAUAUGCACGGAUUUGGGGCACUCAUGACGAUGCUAUUCUGUCCCACCAUGCAGCUGAAAUGCAAUAUGGACCGCACCAAAUAUGUUUGCCUGCUUGCUGGCCUCGGCUACAAUCGAAAGACCAUGGAACCAUACUAUUCCGAGCACGAUAUAUCUAUGAACCUGGAUGUGAAUAUCGAUAAGGCUGACAUUACACUGAUCAAUCAAAUACGCUAUAACAUCGACACAAUGUUUUAUAAAUACAGCAACGAUACCGAUCCCUUGCCGAGCAAGAGUAAUUGCAAUUUGAUAUUUAAAGAGAUACGUGCCUUAAUUGUCCAGCUGCUCAGCAAGGAUCGCAGCUAUAUAGAGUCGUAUACGACGCAUAACAGUUUCACCUGGGAGAACUUGCCAGAUCUUCAAGUUGUUCAGUCGCCAUAUGGAAAGCGUUGCAUAUUUCCCAUGCACGGCGUUCAGGAGCUACAGAGGGUAUCAGAGGCCACCUUGCUGUCCCUGCAGGAGAAUUGCGAAAGCCUCUACAGUUGGCGCAAUUUUGAGGGCACUUUGCAGCCAAUGGAAUGCAAACUAUGCAAUUAUGAGAUAGAAUCUGUCACUGAAUUGCGUUUGCAUUUGCUGACACAAUUGCAUCGCGAUCGCGAGCAGCAGAUUGCCUGCAAAAAGUACUAAUUACCAGAUGACCAAAGCAUAACUUUUAGUUUUGUGCGCCAAAUUGGUACACUGAACCGAAAAUUUAAACAAUUUUUCUAGUACUUACGAAACUCAAUAUGAAAUUAAGAAAUAGAUUUUUCUUUUAAAAUAUAUAACAGACGAAAAUCAGAAUAAUUCAUGGAAAAAUCCCUAAUCAAAGCACUAGAUUAACUUCAAACUAUUACUUUUAAGAAAAAGAAAAAAGCAUUUAAUUUCAAUAGUGAAGUUUUUGUUUCUUAAAACACUUCUGUUUAGAAGAGCAAAAGAUCACCAUAUGCUAUUUCUUUUAAUUAUUCAAACACCAAUCUAAUAGACUCUCACGUUUGUUUGUUUAAUACUGAAUUUAAAUCAUGAAUUUAACACAAAUACUUGAAUUGAAAAUAAAUUUUGAUUUGAUUGCUUCCCUCUCUUGAUUCGUAAGAAUAGGAAAUAUUUUGAUAUCCUUCAGCAAUUAAGCAUUACAAUUUGCUAACUGGUCUUACCUAAUUAAACAAUUUAAAAUUUUCGUUUAUAAUAUUACUUAAUUUUUCAUUCAUUAUUUCAUUAAUCAGUUAAAGCCUAACACUUUGGCGUCCCUAAAUUAAAUCUAGUGCUUUGAUUGGCAAGCUAUACACAAUAAAUUCGAAAAAUAUAAAUAACAGACAAUACAAAUAAAAACCUAAUGCAACACAGUUUAUUAAGUCGUUAUUUUAAGAUAUUUCUAAAAUUCAUUACAAA
Messenger RNA from Scaptodrosophila lebanonensis, 5106 nucleotides. It is a transcript of the gene spn-E, whose product is annotated as probable ATP-dependent RNA helicase spindle-E. Gene Ontology annotation, cellular component: intracellular anatomical structure. The transcript is spliced from 11 exons. The record is from RefSeq and is a predicted model, not a curated record. Lineage: Eukaryota; Metazoa; Arthropoda; Insecta; Diptera; Drosophilidae. Gene Ontology annotation, molecular function: RNA binding; ATP binding. Bases 73 to 4368 code for a protein of 1431 amino acids.